AUGAAGAUACUGGACGCUGAGUCUCGUGUCGGUCGGAUACUGCACGACCUCAUGCGUGUGCUGGAACAAGACCACCAGGAAUGGGUGCUAACUCAGGAGCCCAAAGUUGUGGUCGAAGUCAUGGCGAAGGCUGUCAAGCCAGAAGCCCUCAAGACGGCUGUGCAAAAGCAGUUACAACUCCAGCGCAACAAGGGGUUGAAAAACGAUGUUUUUCGUGUUGUGAACUGGCUGCGCCAUUUUGCUGUGGGUUUCCAACUCUACGUAGGCGUUGAGGAACUGCCAGCUCCGGCGGCCCCUCUGAAAGGCCAUAAUCCGAAGGGUGACUCGAAGAAUGGCGCCCGCAGCGGUGGUGGCCGCGGUGGCAGCGGGGUCGGCGGUAAAACGGAUGACAAAGGUAUCUCCCCGGCGAAAAUGGACGAUGGCAACCAUCGCGUCGCGGAGUAUCCAAAGGUGGUGCCUGGCGAGGCGGAUCGUCUACUCGAAGCGCAACUCAAGAAGUGGCGUGACGGGAUUUCUGUCCUGGGCGACAAGUCCACUCUUCUGCCGACCAAUCGUGGCGCUACGGUAGAAGCGCUCGUUCGGGUUGAAAACGUCCUGUUGGACACGGGUGCCGACGUAAACGUUGUUACGCGCGGCGUCGUUGACGUGUUGGCUGUGAAGGGCGCAGGCGUGACGGUAGAGCUGCUGUGGAUGAAGCGAAGCGCCAAAUUUGGUGCGGUCGUGCUGGGGACGACGUGCGGACCGUUGACGUUACGUGGUCUCCACUGCUGGAUUGAUGACACGUCGCCGGAGAUCGACCUGAUCAUUAGUCGCCCUGUUAUGGAAUUGCUCGGAUUCUCCGUGGACGCUUUGCUCGUCGGAGCACGACAGAAGGACACUGAGUGGGAUCGUAUGACGACGUCAGGACUCGGCGCCGACGAGCCGGUGCUCGCUGACGGCGACGGCAUGGAGUGCGCCACGCCAGAAGUCGCGGCCGUUACCAACGAAGAACAGCGCAAAAAGAUGCGGUGCUGA
Aphanomyces invadans is the source of this 1014-nucleotide messenger RNA. RefSeq lists its product as hypothetical. The coding region runs from base 1 to 1014 and encodes 337 amino acids. The record is from RefSeq and is a predicted model, not a curated record. Gene Ontology annotation, biological process: proteolysis. Gene Ontology annotation, molecular function: aspartic-type endopeptidase activity. The transcript has 4 exons. NCBI's taxonomy places the organism in Eukaryota, Oomycota, Saprolegniomycetes, Saprolegniales, Verrucalvaceae.